Molecule: messenger RNA, 3471 nt
Organism: Photinus pyralis (common eastern firefly)
Lineage: Eukaryota; Metazoa; Arthropoda; Insecta; Coleoptera; Lampyridae
Exons: 3
Coding region: 2048-3433 (461 amino acids)
Source: RefSeq, a predicted model, not a curated record
CAGAGUAGUAAACCAUGCGCACUAAACAUGGAUCAUCUGAAGCAGAAUAAUGUCCGCCUUUCUGCCUCAGAAAUGUUAUCAUUCACUAGAUAUUUUGGUAUACUGAUUGGAGACUUUGUGCCAACUCACGAACCUACGUGGAAACUUUAUAUAACUCUGCGUCAGGUGUUAGAUAUAUGUAUUGUUGUCAAAUGCAAUUGAGGAAGGCGCCCCCAAUUUAUUGAAAACUUUGGUUGCUGAAUUAAAUCAGCUUUACCAAGAUCUAAGUAAGAAUCGAUUAAAACCAAAAUUUCAUUUUUUAACUCAUUACCCCUCGAUAUUGACAAAAUUUGGUCCUGUUUCCCACUUUUGGUCAAUGAGGUUCGAAGCCAAACAUCGGACAUCCAAAAUUGCCGUUAGAGCUUCGUUUAAUAGAUGCAAUAUUACAAAAACUUUGGCAAUCAAGCACCAAUUACAACUAAAUGAACUGUUUAUGAAUGGCAAAUGGAAACCUACAGUUGAAGUGGGGCCUUGUAAUGCAGUUUGUUCAGAAAAAAUGAGAGAAAUACAACUUGCAUUGAAUAUUGCUUCCAAUCAAUCCAUUUUUCAAACGUCAUGGGCCAUUUGUAAGGGAAUUAAAUAUGCCAAAAACGUUAUCGUCACAGUUGAUGUAACGGAGGAAGAUGGACUUAAAUUUGGCAAGCUGGAAAGUAUUUAUCUAUUGGGAAGUGAUAAAAUAAUUUUUCAAUUUUCAUUUCUUAACAACAUUUUUGUUUUGACGAGCACGUAUAUGCAUACGAAGUGGAACUUGCCAAAAAUGACAAUUUUAUUUUUCAACACAAACUUAUAAGCUUUAUUCCAAAUAAUAUGAAUGUGACUUCCAGUGGGCGAAGGUAUGUAACUGUUAGAGAUCCUUUAUAAUGCUUAUUUAUUCAAUAUCUAUUUGUUUGGUUUUUAAAUUGAUGCGAAUAUUUUUGAAAAAUAGAGGAGAGGGGACAAUUUUUACUAAAAGACUUUCCUCCAAAUUGUUUCCCAUCAGUCUAGAAACAUCCGUGGUAUAUGUUUUUUUUAUAUGUAUAAUAUGGCUUAUAAUAGGUUAAUUUAUAUUUUUAUUUAAUAUUUUAUGUUGUAUUGUUUCUAGUAUUUCAUCAGAAAAAUGGCUUACUUAUCUAAAUCUUUAUGUAUUAUCGCGGGUGACCUGGCAAUACCUCCUAUCUGCCAUUUUUUGUGAAAAUGAGAUAUUGGUAGAUUCAUAAUCGGCGCGUACUAAUGCACCUAUCUGUAACUUCUCCUUUCGUUAAAUAAAGUUCGAAAUGGCUGAAAAGUUGUAUUUCAAUUUCUCCCACUGAAAUCUUAAUGAUUUUUGUCAUGCAAAAUCUCCUAAAUCAACAGUUUAUUAGGUGAUGUCAUAAGAGGAUUGUACCUCCGUUCAAGUGUAGUGUGUUUAACGUCGAAAACUGGUUCUCGUUGAUAGGAGGUAUUGCAUUAUACUGAAAGUACCUGGAUAAUUUUAAUAGGAGAAAAUAGCACAUCGAUUUUUUGUUGGAUCCCCAUUUAGAAGGCUGCCAAAGGUUUUCCGGACUCAAAAUAGUCAUGUUUUCAAGGCGCACUGAAAAAAUUCUGUCAUUGGCCCAAUCGCAAAUCGAUGUUGUCGACUCAAGCAAAACUGAAGAGAAAGAAUGUUUCGAUUUAGAAAAUGCAUCUUUCAUAUUUUUAGACGACAACGUGGUCGUAGAAAGCAACAUCGCUUUUCCCAUUCAUCCUGAUGAAGUAGUACCUAACUUUGAAGACUGUUUAACUGAUAUAACCAAUACUACUUCCACUACUUGUGAUAUAGGAGUUCCAAACCAAGUCGAAUAUAAGCAAACAGAUCGUCUUGUUCCUUACGAAGAUUCGAGUGAUGAAGAUCAUGUCAUAGAAAACAUUGCAAAUGAAGUUGAGAAAACUGUAGAAGACGACCAUGAAUCAAAUGAUGUGCAAGAUAGUAGUACUUCAUAUGAACCCGAAAAAGAUGAUGCCAAUAAAUUAGAAGAAACUGUCAUAAAUGAAACAGAAGAAGUGAACGAAAAUGAAUAUGAUCAAGGUAGAAAACGAAGGCGUAAGGCGGAAAAAGAAGAAUGGGUCCGAAAUAAAAACAAAAGACUUCGAAUGCAGGGAAACUGUUCAAUACUGGGUAGAUAAUAGUUCAUAUGGUAUGACGAAAGGGAAUGAGAAUAGAAUUUCUGCUAAGGAAGUCGUUAAGCAAAGGUAUGCAGAAAGUUACAAGUUUUUAGACGAGUUUUUCAAAAGUUUACCUAAACUUCCUUCUCAUUAUUGUCGGCGCGAUACUUCAAAGCUGUAUUUGGAAUACACUUUUCAAAAUAUGAACCAGUUAUAUGAAGUGUAUGUGAAUAAUUUUUGCAAAGACAGAAACAUCACUCCAUUGGGUCGUAAUGUGUUUUCAAAAACGUUUAAAGAAAAAAACUUGGCGCUAUACUCACCGAAAAAGGAUCAGUGUAAUGUUUGUUUUUCAUUCAAAUAUGGAAAUGUCACAGAAAAUGAAUACAGGCAUCACAUCCUAAGGAAAGAUGCUGCUAGAAUGGAAAAACAAAAAGAUAAAGAAAAAGCUGAGAAAGAUGAAAUUAUUACAUUGACUAUGGAUUUACAGGCAGUAAAACUAUGCCCAUAUCUUCCGGCGAACAAAAUUUACUUCAAAACAAAACUAUGUUGCCAUAACUUCACCAUAUUUGAUUUAAAAACACGAAACGUUAUGUGCUAUUGGUUUUCCGAAAAUGAAAAUAGAUUACUUAAAGCAUCUACUUUUACCACCUGCAUUAUAGACUAUUUGGAAGAAAAUUGCAUAACUCCAAUGAAAAAGCCAAUUGUAUUGUAUUCGGACGGAUGUGGUUACCAGAAUCGUAACAAUGUCUUGGCCAACGCUUUACUCAAUUUUGCAAUGAAACACGAAACUUUUAUUUUUCAAAAAUACUUAGAACCAGGUCACACCCAAAUGGAGUGUGACUCUGUACAUAGUGUGAUAGAAAGACGUCUUAAGCACAAAGAAAUUCAUUUACCAAGUGACUAUGUGACAAUAUCAAAAGAAGCUCGAAAAACCUCCACGCCAUAUAAAACUAAAAUGCUGGAGUACUCAUUUUUUAAGGAUUAUUCCGCUUCCAAAUUUUUGCGAUACACUUCUUUAAGACCAGGUCGUAAGACUUCUGACCCUGUGAUUAAUGAUAUUAAGUGCAUUAGGUAUAAUCCACAAGGAACCAUAGAUAUUAAACUGGAUUAUGGCCAAGAUUUAUUUAAUGAGCUUCCUUGCAGGCCAAAAUGUAUGCCUCCUAUUAUGAACUAUCCUCAGUUACUGCAGGGGCCUUCUAAAAUUGCUUUGGAUAAAUGGAACCACCUUCAAGAACUUAAACUCGUUCUGCCAAAAGACACACAUGCUUUCUACGAUAAUAUUUUACAUGAAUAAUUCUCCUCGCCAAUUUAUUUUUUUUAGUGAUUAUGAAA